AUGAUUCAGAAUUAGCAAAUGUAAGCUGGUAUUCAGCAAUAAUAACAAUAGUAGACAUAGUAGUAAUAGAUUACUUAGCAGUAAAUGAAUCAAAUUAAUUAGUAGUAACAAUAGUAGGCUUAAUAGUAACAGUAACAAUAGGUUCCUGUUAGAAGAAAAGAACCUUAGAUAUCAGCUGCCACUAAAGAUAGGGCUGAGGCUGCUAAAGCUUACAUAGAGAGAAAAUAUGCUAUGAUGCUGUAAAAAGAGAGAGAAAAUAAAGAAUACUGGAAUGAAUUAAAUAAGAAAAUGUAAGAAAUGCAAUUUACACCUUAAGAAUAAACUAUAAUCAAAAGAGAUGUUUUGUAAAAAGAAUCUGAAAACAAUAGAAGAUUGAGAUAAAAAAAAGGGACAAAAGACUAUGAUCCAGUAAGUAUUAUUGGAAGAGGUGCAUUCGGUGAAGUUAGAGUUUGUAGAGAUAAAUAAACAUAAGAGAUAGUUGCUAUUAAAAGAAUGAACAAAUUAGAAAUGUCUAAUAAAACUUAAAUUGGGCAUAUAAGAUCUGAAUAGUAAGUUCUAUCAUCAACAGGAAAUCCCUGGAUUGUUGAGUUGAAAAGCUCAUUCUAAGAUGAAAAAUACUUAUAUUUAGUGAUGGAGUACUUAGCUGGUGGAGAUUUAAUGAAUGUACUGAUUAAGAAAGAUAUUCUCACAGAAGAAGAAGCUAAGUUUUAUACUGCAGAACUAGUUUUGGCUAUAGAUUCUGUUCAUAAAAUGAAUUAUAUUCACAGAGACUUAAAACCGGAUAAUAUCCUUAUUGCUAAGGAUGGUCAUAUUAAAUUAUCAGAUUUCGGUUUAUGCAAGCAAACAGAAAUUAAGCCUAAAAUUGAAUUCGGAAAAAAAGAGAAUAUCGAUGCUGCAAAAUUAGAUCCAAAGGUGCUUUUAACUAAAAGACCAGCUAACUACUAAAGAAAUAGAUAACUUGCAUUUUCUACUGUAGGAACUCCUGAUUACAUUGCUCCAGAAGUUUUUGGGCAAAAUGGUUAUACAGAAACUGUUGAUUGGUGGAGCUUAGGAGUUAUACUAUUCGAAAUGUUAGUAGGUUAUCCUCCUUUCUUUAGUGAUGAACCUCCAAUCACAUGCCAAAAAAUCAUGCAAUGGAAAAAAACUUUUUAAAUUCCACCAGAAGCUAACCUUUCUCCAGCUGCUGCUGAUUUAAUUAGGAAAUUAAUUGCUGACUCCUCUGAAAGACUCGGUAUCAAUGGUGUGACAGAAAUAAAAAUCCAUCCUUUCUUUGUUGGUGUUGAUUGGAAAAGAAUGAGAGAAAAAACUCCUCCAUAUAUUCCAGAAGUUAAGUCCAGUGAAGAUGUUAGUAAUUUUGAUAAAUUUGAUGAAGAAGGUGAUCCAUGGGGUAAUGAUGAUAAAAAGAAAAAAAACAUUAAGCUUGAUAGAAACUUCUUUGGUUAUGAGUUUAACAGAGAAGCAGAAACUCAAUAAAAUCCUGUUUUGAUAGCAAUCGAUACUCUUGAACAUACAAAAGCAAAUUCACCAAGGCUAACAAAUAACUCUUAGAUGCCUCAAUAGAUUAACGCUUAAUCUAUUUAAUAGUAAUAAAUGACAUAGCAAAUUCCUGUUCAAUAACCUUUUAGGCAAUAGAACUACUCUCCCAUAAACCUAACAUCACGAAAUGAAAACGUUUUGUAGAGCUAAGUUAAUAUGUAAAAUAAUUUAAUCAGUUAGAAUAAAUAGGUUUAAUAGUAGCAACAGUAGUAAUAAUAAUAAUAAUAAUAAUAAUAUUAAUAUUAAAACGGGACUCAGUAAUAAGGAAAUAACUAAAAUAAUAAUCUUAUAGCUAAUAUGAAUAUUAACAAUAUGUCUCCUAGAGAAAAUAUAAAUAGCAACUUCAUGCAUCAAAAUAAUCAUAUGGAUGAAAAUGUUAAAGCUUACUCAACUAAAAAUGCUCCCUUUUCUUAAAAAUCAUAAAGCCCAGCAAAUUUAUAAAUGGUAAACAGAUAAAAUUCUCCUCUGAAUUAACUCUAAUAGAAAAUGAUGUAAAUAUCUUAAUAAAAUGUUGCAGCUGCUAUCUCUAAUUCUGGUUCAGGAAAAUCUUCUCCAAGAGCAACUAAUUAUUAACCUUUCUUUAAGGCACCUUAAAAUGUAUCUAAUAAGCAAUCUUCUCCUAAAAACUAAAAUCCUUCACCACCAAAUUAUUCUCCAAACAAUAGUCACAAUAAUAUUAAUACAACUACUAUGUAAUACAACUAUGCUUAGAAUCCAAUUAAAAAAAGUGGUGGAAUAAACAAUAACUUACCUAAUUUAUCAUCAAAUAAUAGUGGAGGUUCUCCUAAGAACUUUUAAGUACCUAAAUAUGGAUACAACUUCUUGGCUAAUAAAACCAUUACUAAUACUAACCCAGGUAGUCCAAGGGGAGGUUCUCCAAAUUCUGGUAUGAAUAAGAAUCCUAUUAUUAUGAAUAAGUGA
Molecule: messenger RNA, 2457 nt
Organism: Tetrahymena thermophila SB210
Lineage: Eukaryota; Ciliophora; Oligohymenophorea; Hymenostomatida; Tetrahymenidae
Product: Serine/Threonine kinase domain protein
Exons: 10
Biological process (GO): peptidyl-serine phosphorylation; intracellular signal transduction
Molecular function (GO): protein serine/threonine kinase activity; ATP binding
Source: RefSeq, a predicted model, not a curated record